AUGUUUAGAGGCUCCUCAGAGACUAAGCUGGUUGAGAUUUCUAAAAGUGACACUGAUGGUUGGGAGAAGUCCACAGCCUUCAUUGGUAAUCAGCCAGGGGGAUAUAAGUUACAGUUUUCAUUCAGCCCUCCAUUUUCGGCUGUCAAAGAAGUGAUGCUGGACGAUAUACUGUUUGAGAGCUGCUCAGAGGGAGACAUCCCAGCAGGAUCAGACAGACUCACAUGUGAUUUUGAAAAUGACACAUGUUCAUGGUACCAUGAUUUUACUGCCAGUCUGUUGUGGAAAAGGAGUGAUGGGGGAUUUACUGAUGGACCCUCUGGAAAUGGCUACUACAUGUUAAUAAAUGCUGAAUCCAUCUAUAUCCAUAAAUCCAUGAAUUCCCCACCAGCAGCCAGGCUCAUCAGCUUCCCUCUGCCUGCAGACCGAGUGACAUGUGUGAGCUUUUGGUAUCACAUGUUUGGCAACAGUGUGGGUUCACUAAAGUUCAUUUCAAAGCGUUCUGAUGAGGCAGAGACAGUUGUAUGGAUGAGAAGUGGCACCCAAGGAAACAAAUGGAGAUUUGCAGAUCUUACAUUCAACAGUGAAAAACCAAUACAGUUCAUUAUAGAAGCUGUGGUGGAUGGGGAUCAAGGCAGCAUAGCAAUUGAUAACAUUAUAGUGACCAGCAGUGAGAAUGGAUCAUGCCCUGCAGAGAGAGAGUGCACCUUUCAGGGCUCUCUCUGUGGUAUGCAGCCUCAGCCGUCUGCAGAUUUCACUUGGACUCGCGUGACUGGAGCAACAAAACCCUCAAACUCAUCAAGUCCUGCAGCAGAUCACACCCUGGGGACAGAGCAAGGUUAUUAUCUGAGCGCCCAGCUGUGGGCUCACCCUGAGGGGUCCAAAGGUGCAGUGAUGACGACUCUAUCAGAUCCCACCCCUCCUGAAGGAGAGUGCUUAAUGUUCUGGUACUACAUGGAGGGAAGUGGAGUGGGGGAACUUAAUGUUUACCUCCAAACACAUGACAACAGCAUUGCCCCAGUACAGCUCUGGAUCAGAAGAGGAGAUCAGGGGAUGCACUGGAGGCAUGGGAGAGUGACGCUCCUCAGCCCCCGUGACAAGUAUCAGGUUGUGUUUGAAGCAGUGGUUGGUGAUGAACCUUGGAGAGAUAUCGCUCUUGAUGACCUCACUGUCCUAAACGGUGCAUGCCCCCCACCUGGUUUUUGUGACUUUGAAAUGGACUUGUGUGGUUGGGUGAACAGUCCUACAGCAGAGUCUGGAGUGGACUGGGACUGGCUGUCAGGUGACAGUGAAAUACCACAUGCAUUCAUUCCAAGGAGAGACCACACUACCAAUUCUGCCCAGGGCCAUUUUGCUUAUUUCAGUCCCUUUGAGUCUGAAAAAGCAGAAAUUGCCCUACUGGAGAGUGAGACCAUGCAGGCAGUGGACCAAGCUUGUCUGGAGAUGUGGCACCAAGCCCAGGGGUGGAGCAGUGAUAGGCCCUCAUACAUUACACUGACAUUGUUUGUGAACGAGAGCACUGAAAUGCGUGCUGUAUGGAGCACAAAUGGAUUCACAAAUGAGUCAUGGAUCCAAGCCAGAGUGGAUUACAAUUCAUCAGGGCCUCACCAGAUUAUUUUACAAGCUAGCAGUCAAGAGUCGAAAGAUGGAAGCUUCUCUCUGGAUGAUGUCCACAUCAUCAGGGACAUGUCCUGCAAGGACAUAAUACCUACAACUACUGUGAACCCCCCCACCACCACCACUGCUCCCACCUCCAUCAUGGACUGCACUUUUGAACAAGGUCUGUGUAGUUGGGACCAGGAGGUUGGUGAUGGUGUGAACUGGACUCUGAGCAGUGGACUACAAAUGGACCAGCCGUGGGAUGGACCUCAGUAUGAUCACACAAUUGGAAAUAAUCAAGGUCUCUUCUUACUACUGAACGGAUCUGGAUCAAAGGAUGGAGAGAAAGCAGCCAUCUCUUUUCCUGUGACUCAUGUAACCUCAUCUCAUAUCUGUGUUGGAUUCUGGUAUUACAUGCUCGGGCCUUCAGUAUCCAGCCUGGACCUGCUGGUUCAGACAGAAUCUUCUGAAGUUUUUGCCUGGACUCGCAAAGGAAGCCAGGAUCCAGAGUGGACUAACACACAAGUCACUAUCAGCAUGAACUACACAACACGGAUCAUUUUCACUGGCCAUAGAGACACUAACAGUAAAGGAUUCAUUGCUAUGGACGACAUAACAGUAAGGGAGGGGAUGUGCAAUAAUAAAGAUUUAUGUGGUUUUGACUCUAACCUGUGUGGCUUUGAGAAUGAUGUGGGGCAUAAAGGUCGAUGGGGUCGCCAAAAAGGUGCAAAACAUCAGGUGGAUCACACCUAUGGAACUGAAAAUGGUUUCUACAUGACUGUGAUGUCUUCAGACUCAUCGCAGGAUGAAGUAGCUCAGCUGCUCACACCUGAGGUGAACUCAGCUAAAGAGAUGUGUGUUCGCUUCUGGUACUGGUUACCUGCAGGGCCUUCUCAUAGCCUUUCAGUUCACAUGAUGCUGAACGGCGAGACAGGUGAUGCACUUUGGCAGCGAUCUGGAGCGCCCACUUCAGACUGGGAGGUGGCAGAGGUCACUGUGUCCUCUCCUACCAAAUUCUAUGUGGUGUUUAGCACGGUCCAUGUGUCAGGCUCUAACUCUGCAGUGAAAUUAGAUGAUGUUUCUGUGAGCGAUGGGGCCUGCAGUCCUCCAGUCAGCUGUGACUUUGAAUCAGGACUGUGCACCUGGAUCAACAUCCACGAAAAAGAUGGUCAUGACUGGGUGCUGGCCAAUGGCGGCUUCCAGGGGCCACCAACCGACCACACCACACAAACACCAGAGGGUCAUUUCUUGUUGAGCUCUUCACAGCACCAAAAUCACAGAAGCAGGGCUCGGAUUUUGUCUGAAUGGAUUCAUCUGAAAGACCCCACCUCCUGUUUAACCCUGCAGUACCAAAUGAACAACAGUGACUCAGGAACACUCAAGGUGUACCUGCAUUCAAUGAUGUUCAGCAUUAACAGCAGCGGAAGCAGCUGGACAAGAUUCUCCCAGACUAUAGACAGCAGCACACCUUUCCAGCUGCUGAUUGAAGCAGAGACUAACAACAAAGGAUUUAUCGCCGUUGAUGACAUAGAUGUCAUACCAGGCCCUUGUCAAGUUAAUGAAACAACUUCAGGAUUUGAUGGUUGUUCAUUUGAAAGUGGCACAUGUGGCUGGGAAGAUAUCAGCCAUGGCCAGCUUCAGUGGACAAGAGGGAAUGCUUCUGGGAACACUGGACCUUCUGUGGACCAUACAUUGGGAAGUGAACUGGGUUGGUACAUGGCCGUAGAGUCUGACCAAGGAACUCAAAUGAGCCCUGCUGCCAUGCAGAGUCCCACCAUGAAACAGGCCAGCAGCACCUGCACACUCCACUUCUACUACAGCAUGUUUGGAGAGGACGUGGAAGAGCUAAAUGUGCUGCUAAAGGAGGGCUCCAGGACCACAGCAUUGUGGUGGCUAUCUGGUAACCAUGGAGAUUCAUGGCAUCAUGGUGAGGUCACAGUUGGUCGCACCCCACAGGAUUUCACUAUCCUGUUUGAAGCCUCCAGAGCCUUUACUCAGCCUGGACACAUUGCUGUAGAUGACAUAGAUUUCAUCAACUGCACCUUGCCUGAGCCACAGCCCAAGUGUCCAGCAGAUAUGUUCAUGUGCAACAACAAUGUGUGUAUUAAGCAGAACCAAGUGUGUGACUUCUGUGACGACUGUGGAGACUCAUCUGAUGAGAGAAACUGUGAGCAACAAGGUUUCGAGGAGCGCUGCAGUUUUGAACAAGGUCUAUGUUCCUGGGCGGGCAGUGAUGUGGACUCACUUGGAGCAGAGUGGACCCCUCACACGGGACAGGAAGCCUGGGUAAAAUACGGGCCCCCUAGAGAUCACACUGAAAACACUGCUGCAGGUCACUACAUUGUCCCUGGGAUUCACCUUAUAGAGAAGGGCCAGACAUCAGAGGUUGUCUCUAAAACUUUACUGCCCAGCUCCAACUGCACUGUGAGAUUCUUCUUCUUCUCCCUGGAUGAUACCACAGCCAGACUGACGGCCCGGUCCAGGACGCAGCACUCUGGUAGUGAGGACACUGUGCUGUGGCUCAGGAAGGACUCGCAGUCAUACAGCUGGCAGAGAGCAGAGGUUACGUUCUCAUCCUCUGUGAAUAGCAAGGUUGUUUUCAGAUAUGAGAGGGUUGACGAUCAAAGAGGACUGGUCGCACUGGACGACAUCUCCUUCUCCAGGGAAUGCUUAUUUGACCCUGAAAACAAUGAACUGCCUGAGACAUCACCCACCCCUGCACCAGCUACGUCUCCUCACACACCCACUUCUCCAGCUUCCACCUCGACUGCACCCACCAACCCCUGCCAGGAUGAGGAGUUUUUCUGUUGGCGUUCAGAAGUUUGUAUUCUGGCUUCUUUAAAGUGUGAUUAUCAUUUAGACUGCCCCUUUGGAGAGGAUGAGGUUCAGUGUGGUCCAUGCACAUUUGAACAUGACCAGUGCCUGUGGGCUGACACCAGCCCUGGACAGAGCAGGUGGCAGAGACAGAAAUCAAGCAACAGCACUGAGCCGCCAUCUGAUCACACUACAGGCACAGGAUACUAUAUGAGCGUAAAUGUUAGUCAGGACUCCACACAGAGUGAGGCCCGACUCCAGAGUCCCCUACUCCCCCCUUCAUCCCCCUUCUGCCAGAUAAAGUUUCACUUCCACAUCAGAGCAGAGAGCGCUGGGUCACUCAGAGUGCUUAUGCAGCAAGCUGAGGGGAGUGAAGCAAUCCUGUGGUCACGCAGUCACAACACGGGCUCCCACUGGACCCCAGAGCAGCUGCCGAUCGGCCUGCACCAGCAGCCUUACAAGGUUUGGUUCAGUACCUUGACUAAAGCAGCCCAUGUUGACCCUUCAGAUUACAGUGUUGCCAUUGAUGAUAUCUCUUUUGUAAACUGUGAAAAGUCCUACCAGCCGCCAGCUCUGUCUGCCUGUGGUUGUUCGUUUGAAGACGGGCUGUGUGGUUGGGUUCACGGGGCUGAGGAUAACUCUGAUUGGCACAGUGGGUCUGGUCCCACCGAAACCCCAAAUACUGGGCCAUCAGGAGACCACACCACCGGCAAAGGGAAAUACCUUUACAUUGAGAGUUCCCCUCCAAGUGUGAAAGGGAGUACGGCCCAACUGAAGUCCUCACUGCUGCCCCCUGCUGAUGACGAAGGAUACUGUUUUACUUUUUGGUACCACAUGUUUGGAUCAACUGUUGGCUCUCUGAAGGUGCUUCUGCAAACAGCUGGUGACAAGGAGAAAACACUGGUGUGGCAAAAAUCAGGAAACCAAGGAGAUGAGUGGCAACCGGUUCAGAUCCACCUGGUCCUGCAGGAAGUCCACCAAGUCACUGUUGAGGCCUCAGUGGGAGGAGAGGCUGGAGACAUAGCCAUCGAUGACAUUUCCUUCACCAGUGGACCAUGCCCUGCUUCUGAAAUGUGUGACUUUGAGGAGGGUAGCUGUAACUGGCAGCAGCAGACCACAGAUGACUUUGACUGGGUCUGGUUUUCUGGCUCCACCUUUAACCCUAACACCGGACCAGACAGCGACCACACCAGAAACACACCUGUAGGACAUUACUACCUCCUGCCCUCCUCUACUGCUGACGAGGCUGGUCAGACAGCCAGACUGUCCUCACCAUUGUACCCUGCAGGUAAAGGAGCUUGCCUACAGCUCUGGUACCACAUGUAUGGUGCUGGCAUUGGGGUGCUGAAUGUUUACCAGCAGAGUGAAGAAGGGAAGCAAGAGCUGAUUUUCUCUCGUACAGGUGACCAGGGUCAGCUGUGGAGGUUUGCUCAGGCUUCACUUCUGCCCCGGGAUCAGCCUUUCAGGAUUGUGGUGGAAGGUGUGAAAUCUGGGCCCACACAGGAGGGAGACAUGGCGUUUGAUGAUGUCCAGCUGACAGACGCUCAGUGUCCUACUCAUGGACAUUGUGACUUUGAGAUCAACAUGUGCAGCUGGACCAACCUGGGUGGAGAAGAAGACCAAGGAGACUGGCUCCGAGGCAGAGGAGCCUCCCCAAACCCCAGCACAGGACCCAGUGUUGAUCACACCACAAAUUCUACACAUGGUUUCUAUCUUUAUGUGGACAGCUCAGUGGGUGAGUGGGGAGACAUGUCCUUCCUGGUUAGUGACGUGUUCCAUCCGACCACUAGAGGUCACUGUCUGUCAUUCUGGUAUCACAUGUACGGUGAUCAUGUUGGGACUCUCAGAGUUUAUAUAAAUGACAGAAAAAUUCAUGCUGGUGGUAAUGAAGAAGGGACUCUGAAGUGGAUUGAGGCAGGAGACAAAGGAGACAAGUGGCUGGAGGCCAAAGUGCCUGUUAAACAUACAGAAGCAUUCUGGCUUGUAUUUGUGUAUCAGAGAGGGAUGAAUACAGGAGGGGAUGUUGCUCUUGAUGACAUUAUCAUCCUCCCAGGCGGGUGCUACUCAGAACCUGACACUGACUCUUCAGACAUGUUGCCAGUGGGUCUUGUAGUAGGUCUCACUCUGCUGGCCGGAGUCAUUAUCGCCAUUUUCCUCUUCAUGCUGAACAGAAAGUGGAGAACAAUGAAUGAGCCAGCAAUUAUGAACGUCGAUGCAAUCGACCAAACCUCGGGGCUGGACCUCUUUGAAAGUAAAACAGACGCCACACAACAUGGCGCUGACUUCUCCUUCUUCAACAAUUUGUACGAUCCAUCAUCGAGUGUAACUGGUACCUCAAUGAACUCAGCUGAUGCUUAGUCCGUAUUCAUUCCUACAACUAAUGCUAGAAACCACACGUUAAUGAUAUUCUUGUUCUCUGAGAUCUUUCAUUCAAACAAAGAAAUAUAAUGACAGUUCAGUAAUGAAGGAUCAGUGGCUUUGAUUUUCAUUAAUGAAAACCGUAACAUUAAUCAUACAGUAUAUGAAGUCAGGUUGACCCCAAAUAGUCAAAUAUUGGGUGAUUCCUUUGAAAGAGCCUCAUUCUACUGUCAGUGUCAAUGUUGAAUAUCGGUUUAUUAAACAGAUCAUUCCAUUCCAGCUUUAUGGGGGUGUCAAAUAUCCAUUUUUUACAUAGGUUUGCCUUUGUUAUGCCUAUAACAUCACCUACUUUAGAGUAAAUAUCAGCUUAUUUAUAAUUCUUAAUGCAAUUAAAAUUCUAACACCAUAAAAUGGGAAGUAGCCCUUAGGCUCGUGAAAAGGAUAAUCAGCUAUGGGCCUUCUAUAUUGUAAAUGAACAUGUAAAAAUAUAGUCAUAAGGUCACCAUGAUGCAAACUUAAUGAGUGAGAAAGAGGAAGGAUCAAGUGCUAUCUUAGAAUAAAUUGAUAUUCUAAGUCUAGAAGACAAGUAGUUUCAUUACAUGGUUUAUCUCUUGUGUUGCAGUUGAGAAUGUGAGUGAAAAGGAAUGGCAUUUCACCUUUUGUCAACUACAGAAAAAUCCUGACCAUUCAGAUUCAACUAUGUAAAUCAUUAGUUGGGGACACCAUUAAAAUACGAACAUUAUUUAUUGUCUGCUAAUGAUUCUUCACAGAGGAAAAGAACUGCCUGUUUUUGACUCUUUGAACAUGGUACUUUUAGAGUGUAAAGUGUAUGUAAAUUCAUUUUAACAGAGGUCCUGUGUUAACCUAUAUUAUGUUGUCCCUGAUGUAGAAGCAGCAAAAUCAACUUUCCUGUUUAAUUGGUUUUGGUUGUUGAUGAGCAAUGAAUAAUCCAAAGCAAAGUAAUUCCAUCAUAAUCUUAAUUUAUGGUAGCAUAGUACUUUAAAUGAACUACCUUUAUAGGAAUUGCCUUUUCUGACCUGACAGUUUGACGACUGAAGUAAAUGUUCUUUUUUUUAAUAGUUUGUGAAAACAUUAUGUGCAUUAAUAAACUGUAAUUGCACUU
This is a messenger RNA of Cheilinus undulatus (humphead wrasse), 7891 nucleotides long. RefSeq names its product MAM and LDL-receptor class A domain-containing protein 1. The record is from RefSeq and is a predicted model, not a curated record. Gene Ontology annotation, cellular component: membrane. The transcript has 47 exons. NCBI's taxonomy places the organism in Eukaryota, Metazoa, Chordata, Actinopteri, Labriformes, Labridae. Gene Ontology annotation, molecular function: protein binding. The coding region runs from base 1 to 6768 and encodes 2255 amino acids.